Molecule: messenger RNA, 2320 nt
Organism: Oreochromis niloticus (Nile tilapia)
Lineage: Eukaryota; Metazoa; Chordata; Actinopteri; Cichliformes; Cichlidae
Product: C-C chemokine receptor type 6-like
Exons: 2
Coding region: 420-1622 (400 amino acids)
Biological process (GO): immune response; G protein-coupled receptor signaling pathway; cell chemotaxis
Cellular component (GO): membrane; external side of plasma membrane
Molecular function (GO): C-C chemokine receptor activity; C-C chemokine binding
Source: RefSeq, a predicted model, not a curated record
UGUGUUCCUGUGUUCAUCGUGUUUAGUUUUACUCUUCCACUGAGGUCGUUAUGUUCAUGUGUGUCAGCUGUUCCCCCAUGUGUUCCCACUUCUCUCAUUAGCCUCCUGUGUGUAUUUAGUCUGUGCCUUCUCAUUCAGUCUUUGUCGGAUCGUCUGUGUUAUUCCCAGGCCAUGUCCUGUGUUCAGGUUUUCAUAUAUCCUCCUCAUCAUUGCCAUGUUUAGAGUUUUGUUUGUGUUUCUGUUUGCCAGGGUUUUCAUAGUUUGUGCUUCCUUUCUAUUUUAACCAGUUUAGGUUAUUGCUUAGUUUGAAUUGUUUUUGCCCUUUUAUUUUGUACUUUCCUGUCUGCCUGAAUAAACACCUCAUCAUCAUCAUCUACUCUGCAGAGGAUUUGAUAUCCAACCAAUCAUACACCACGAAGAUGUCCAACCAAUCAUACACCACUGACAUGUCCAACCAAUCAUACAGCCCAAAGAUGUCUGAAGAUGAAAAUAACUAUAAUGGCAGUGACAACCUAGAUUAUGAUGGAUUUUGUCUUUUUCACAACAACCAGAGUGUGGUGGAUGUGAUUGGCCCGUACGUUCACUCCAUCAUCUGCAUCCUGGGCCUUGUGGGGAACAGCCUGGUCAUUGUCACCUACGCCUUCUACAAGAGGACCAAGUCCAUGACUGACAUCUACCUGUUCAACGUGGCCAUCGCCGACCUGCUGUUCGUGCUGGCGCUGCCAUUCAUCGUCUACAAUGAGCUGUGGUCAUGGCCGAUGGGGCAGGUGGCCUGCAAGCUGCUGCGCGGCUCCUACAGCGUGAACCUGUACAGCGGCUUGCUGCUGCUCGCCUGCAUCAGCACCGACCGCUACAUCGCCAUCGUCCAGGCUCGACGCAGCUUCAGACUGCGCUCGCUGUCAUACAGCCGCAUCAUCUGCGCCAUCAUCUGGAUCUUCGCUAUACUCGUGUCCGUCCCCACCUUCUACUUCUACGACUGGUAUGAGCCGUCACACACCAAUAGCAUCAUGUUGAAUGAUGAUAACCAAAGCGAGAUCCAGAUCUUGAGUUCUGAGUAUGUCUGUGAGUUCAAGUUUGAAGACCGAGACACAGCCAUGGCGGUGAAGGUGGCCGUCCCCAGCACCCAGAUCAGUGUGGGUUUCUUCCUGCCACUCUUCAUCAUGAUCUUCUGCUACAGUGCCAUCAUCGACACCCUGCUGAAGGCCAAAAAUCUCCAGCGGCACAGAGCGGUGCGAUUGGUGCUGGUGGUUGUGGCCGUUUUCAUCAUCUGCCACCUGCCCUACAACAUGGUGCUGCUGUACGACACGGUCACCAUGUUUCAGCAGCGCACGUGUGAGGAGGCGGACAUGCUGGAGAUGGCCAAGUCGGCGUUGCAGACCAUUGCUUACAUGCACUGCUGCCUGAACCCGGUGCUGUACGCCUUCGUGGGGGUGAACUUCAGGAAUCACUUCAGGAGGAUCUUCACGGACCUGUGGUGUCUUGGAAAGAAGUACAUUGCCCCCCGCCUCUCCAGAGUCACCUCUGACUUCUACAUGUCCUCCACUCGGCGCUCGAUGGACGUGGCGCUUCUUUCGCCAUGUGAAGACAUUCGUGGGUUGAUCUCUGAAGCUCCAGGUCUCUAACACCAAAACUGACUCACUUCUGUCGCACCGAUGAGAUUCUUAAUCCAGAGCAAAAUAUUUAGAAGAUAAAGAAAUCUAACUCCAUGCUGCACCUCUUGUUCUACCUCAUUAUUUUAAUUGUGAAAUAUUCCAACUUCUGCAUUUUAUUUUUUGGGAUUAUUUUGUGAGUGAUGACCGAAGACGAGUCUCCCGCAGAGCCUCCUGCUAUCUUAACUACACAAAUGAAGCAGAGCUCAAGUCUUUGUGUCAAUGUUUUGUUACCUGAAACAGACGGCUGAACGUGCGGAACCAUGAAAACACGUCUGGUUUAAACUCGUCUGAUCUCUCCUUCAUGGCGGCCUCCCCGUGUACCCUCGACCUCUUUCAGCACUGCUGCUGUUUUAAGGACGCCCUGGCGCUGUGCACAGCUCUGCUUAUAGCUCUGCUGCUAUAGCGUAACACAGGGCGGUGAAUUCACUGUUUAAUGCAUGUUUUAGCCUCUAUCUGACAGUGGAGAUUGGAGUGUGUCUCUUCACUAACUGGACCUCUGGACUCCACAUACUGAAGCCUGUGUCAAUGUUCUGUCACCUGUCCUGCCCUCUGGUAAAUAAUGAGACCACAUCUGUGGCUUGAGUUCAUGUGCACAGUAGCGGUUUUAGAUACGGGCGACACGAGCGGUUGCCCGGGGCGGCAUCGUGAUGGGGGGUGGCAUCACGGGC